AUAGCAACAGAACCAACGCACCUCACCUCACUAGCGUCCAGAUUUAAAAGCGAUGUGUUGAGAAGCACAGAGAAAAACGCGUCUUUUUAAAUAUAACACGGAAGCAUUAUACGAGCGAAAUGUCUCUCAAAAAUGGACAGGUGGAAAACAUUAAGUUCCCCUGGUUUAAGGAACGGCUAAAAACAAAAUAUCUCAGGGAUUUAAGGCAAAAGCAACAGCUAUCUGGGUCAUUAGAUAGUCACAAAUGGCGCUUUUUGUCCCCGGGCCUGGAUGAUUUUAGAGAUGGUUACCCAACAGUCCAUAAAGAGCUCUUCACCCAGUGUAAGAGUGGACCCUCCCCUGCAGUCUUUGGGAUGCCAAAUCACACUUGUUCAGUGAAGUUCCCACAGAAGAGACUGAGUAAAAAUCAAGUGUGUUACUCAAAGCAGAAUCCUCAGAGUCAAGCUCAGCGUGAGUUCAUUGACGCUGUUGAGUACAAACUCAAACAACACCCCCUGGCCCUCUAUCCUCAUCUGGAGAGCGGUAUGACACCAGAGCUAUUUGACCAGGUGUUGUCAGUCCUGGAUCCUGAUAUGUGCAUGAAGGCAGAAUUGUCCAUAACCUCUCCAAUGAAGCAUCUGGAAGAAAGCAGUGCACCAUGUGAAAUCUCAACUCUGGAGACUAUAAAACCGUCCAUCACCAUCAAACCACAAAAGGAGAAAUGUAAAGAGGCCAGACCAAGAAAUCCUUAUAGAUGGCAGAAACUCAAAGAAACUUUGGGUGUUGAAGAUCAGACGGCGAGUGUUAAACACCUGCACUCCAUGUCGCAAGAAGAUGACAAGCAGAUGAUUACCAAACUCUUCUGUGAAUGGAUUACCUCACUGGGUGGAGAGACCAGUGAUCUGACAGAGUCAACCAUCUUGGAUUUGUUUAAGAGUGACUAUGAAAAGAAACCCUCCUGGACCUUACCUAUUAACAAGACUCAUCUUAAUCAAACUCCAGCAAAACCAUCCAGCUCUGUAGAGGGACAUCUUAAAGAUGCUAAAGAGUUGAAUCAGGUCAAUAAACCCAACAGACCUCAGGCUGCCAAUGAUCCUCUAAGAGCCCCAGCAGAUAUUACAGGAAGCCUGGACUUUGAAGAACAGCUGAGUGAGAAGGAUGAAGAGCUGAAGCAGAUUCAUGGCAUUCAGGCAUUCAGAGAGUUCAUUAUCAACAAGGGAGUGAGAAUGCCAAGGUUUCUCAGCACUAUCUUCUCUGAGGAUGAACAGAAGAACAGGAUCAGAGGCUCAAACACCGGAGGCUCCGCUUCAUCAUUGUCUAAAGGGAGAGCUGUCCAUUAAACUCUUUAAAUAAUAUUCCCUUAUGUUGUUUUAUUGAACAUCACUUCACACAUUCAUGGAUCAGCUUCUGAGUGCAGUUCCCCAGACUAGUUUUUUUUAGAUUAACCCCCAAGCUAG
Messenger RNA from Carassius carassius (crucian carp), 1436 nucleotides. RefSeq lists its product as uncharacterized. The coding region runs from base 120 to 1319 and encodes 399 amino acids. The record is from RefSeq and is a predicted model, not a curated record. NCBI's taxonomy places the organism in Eukaryota, Metazoa, Chordata, Actinopteri, Cypriniformes, Cyprinidae. The transcript has 8 exons.